This is a messenger RNA of Larimichthys crocea (large yellow croaker), 3326 nucleotides long. It is a transcript of the gene med24, whose product is annotated as mediator complex subunit 24. NCBI's taxonomy places the organism in Eukaryota, Metazoa, Chordata, Actinopteri, Sciaenidae. The transcript has 26 exons. Gene Ontology annotation, molecular function: transcription coregulator activity. Gene Ontology annotation, cellular component: mediator complex. Bases 114 to 3083 code for a protein of 989 amino acids. Gene Ontology annotation, biological process: positive regulation of transcription initiation by RNA polymerase II. The record is from RefSeq and is a predicted model, not a curated record.
UUUUUGUUUUUGUUUUAUUUUUUUUACAACAAAAAUGGCGUUCUUUGCGUUGUGAAGCAGAGAAGCUACAAACAAAUAUAUUUUAUGUUUUGAGCAACUAAAAAAACGUCAGGAUGAAGGUGGUCAAUCUCAAGCAAGCCAUACUACAGGCAUGGAAGGAGCGUUGGAGUGACUACCAGUGGGCUAUCAACAUCAAGAAAAACUUCCCAAAGGGAGCAACAUGGGACUAUCUUAACCUCGCAGAGGCCCUGAUGGAGCAGGCGAUGAUCGGCCCCUCUCCUAACCCCCUUAUUUUGUCCUACCUCAAAUAUGCUAUAAGCUCACAGAUGGUGUCUUAUUCAAGUGUGCUUACAGCCAUCAGCAAGUUUGAUGAUUUUUCCCGGGAGCUGUGUAUCAAAUCGCUGUUGGAGAUAAUGGACAUGUUUUGCCAUCGUCUUAGCUGUCAUGGGAAAGCAGAGGAAUGCAUCGGGCUGUGCCGGGCUCUGCUGGGAGUGGUAGUGUGGCUGCUGCAGGGCUGUGCCUGGUACUGUGAGAAGCUGAGAGAACUGGGUCCAUCAGCCAGCACAGAAGGCAUUCUGAGAGCGUGCCAGGAGAGGCUUAACACUCUGAUGACCAGCACCAAGAACAGAGCCCUGGUUCACAUAGCACGGCUAGAGGAUCAAGGUUCCUGGAGCACUGUAGAACAAUCAAUGCUGAAAGUGACCGAUGGCUUCAGUGCUGUGCAAAACCAGACGCUGAGAACCAAACUAGAGGAGAGCUUGUCACUUGUAAAAGGUAUUCCCCUGAUGCUGUCGGUACAGUGUGACCCUCAGAUGCAUGCCUCUUUCCCAUCAGUCCACGCCUUCAUCAUGCUGGAAGGGACCAUGAAUCUGACUGGGGAGACACAGCCACUGGUGGAGCAACUGAUGAUGAUCAAGAGAAUGCAGAGAAUCCCUGCUCCUCUUUUUGUCCUGGAGAUCUGGAAGGCCUGCUUCACUGGCCUCAUCGAGUCACCAGAGGGCACAGAGGAGCUCAAAUGGACUGCCUUCACAUUCCUUAAAAUCCCUCAAGUUCUGCUCCGACUAAAGAAGUAUCCUCAGAGCGACAAAGGACAGGACUUUAUGGACGAUGUGAAUAUCGCAUUUCAGUACCUACUCAAGCUCACACCACUAUUGGACAAAGCGGAUCAGAGAUGCAAUUGCGACUGCCUCGGCAUGCUCCUACAAGAGUGUAACAAGCUUGGUCUGCUAUCCGAUUCAAAUACGACCUGCCUCACUUCUAAACGGACCGAGGACAGGGAGUUCGCCCCAAGGCUAAAGACAGCUGAAAAUGCUAACAUCCAGCCUAACCCAGGUCUAAUCCUGAGGGCGGAGCCCACCGUCACCAAUAUUCUCAAGACAGUAGAUGCAGACCACUCCAAGUCCCCAGAGGGUCUUUUGGGAGUCCUGGGACACAUGUUGUCCGGAAAGAGCCUCGAUCUGCUCUUAGCAGCUGCAGCAGCCACUGGGAAACUCAAGUCCUUUGCCAGGAAGUUCAUUAAACUUAAUGAGUUUCCCAAGCAUAUCAGUGGCGAAGGAUCCAAGUCUGCGUCAGUACGGGCUCUGCUCUUCGACAUCUCCUUUCUCAUGCUCUGCCAUGUGGUGCAGACGUACGGUUCUGAGGUCAUCCUGUCAGACCCCAGCCCUUCAGGGGAGACGCCUUUCUUUGAAACAUGGCUGCAGACAUGCAUGCCUGAGGAGGGCAAGACUCUGAACCCAGACCACCCCUGUUUCAGACCAGAGCCUGGCAAAGUGGAAAGCCUGGUCACCCUGCUGAACAACUCCUCAGAGAUGAAAUUAGUUCAGGUGAAAUGGCAUGAGAUCUGCCUCAGCACUCCAGCAGCUAUUUUGGAAGUUUUGAAUGCGUGGGAGAAUGGUGUUCUCUCCGUGGAGGCAGUACAGAAGAUCACUGACAACAUCAAGGGGAAAGUGUGCAGUAUGGCAAUAUGUGCGGUGGCCUGGCUGGUGGCCCAUGUCAGGAUGCUAGGGAGAGACGAGAGGGAGAAGCCUCAGACUAUGAUCCGACAGCUUGUGACCCCGCUGUAUGGGGAGAACACACUGCAGUUUUACAAUGAACGCGUGAUCAUUAUGAGUUCCAUCAUGGAGCACAUGUGUGCUGACGUCUUCCAACAAACUGCAGCGACCCUGCGACCCCCGGUGGAGGGCCAGGAGCCGAUCCCCUACCGUAACCUGCUGCCGGCAAAAGACCCCAUCCACACGGCCCUCAGCAAGCAGUUCCAGGUGGUGUUGCGGAAAGGCUGGGUGGACAGCCGGGCACUGCAUCUGUUUGAGAGUCUCCUCAACAUGGGCGGGGUGUUCUGGUUCACUAACAAUUUGGUCAAGGAGCUACUAAAGGAGACUCGACAGGAGUGGGCUGAUCGAGUGGUGGAGUUACUCUACAGCAUCUUCUGCCUGGACACUCAGCAGAUCACCCUCACCUUGCUGGGUACCAUCCUGCCCAACCUUCUCACAGACUCUGCUCACUGGCAGAGCCUGGCCGACCCACCUGGAAAAGCACUUGCCAAGUUGUGUGUGUGGUGUGCACUCAGCUCUUACUCCUCUCAUCACAAAGGAUCGUUCUCGGCUCGGCAGCGCAAAAGGCAGCGAGAAGAUAUCGAGGACUACAACAGCCUCUUUCCACUGGAUGACACCCAGCCCUCUAAACUCAUGCGUCUGCUUAGCUCCAAUGAAGAUGAGCCUGUAGCUCUCUCCAGUCCAGGAGACCGAUCUAUGAGCAGUUCCCUGUCCGCCUCCCAGCUCCACACUGUCAACAUGAGGGACCCUCUCAACCGAGUCCUGGCCAACCUUUUCCUCCUAAUUUCAUCCAUCGUGGGCUCCAGGAUGGCAGGACCUCACACCCAGUUUGUGCAGAGUUUUAUGGAGGAGUGUGUUGAGUGCCUGGAGCAGGGAAGCCGUGGAAGCAUCCUGCAGUUUAUGCCUUUUACCAUGGUUUCAGAGCUGGUGAAACUGCCGGCUCUGGCCAAACCUAGAGCUGUCCUGGCCAUGACUGACCUGACACUGCCACUGGGGAGGAGAGUAGCUGCCAAAGCCAUCUCUGCUCUGUAAACUGUGCGGUUAUAUUUUACCAUUGGCCUAGUGGGUGAAGUACAGCCAGUGGUUAAAAAAAGCCCAAGUUAAUCCUUCAUCAUGUGCUGAGAGCAGCUCUGAACCUGGCUGGAUCAUCGCUUUAAAAGGAUUGUCUUUGUUGGAACAACACGUUUAUAACCAUGUCUCUGUAAACACUGUUUUGCUAUUGUUUUUUAUGUUUUUCACACAAAUAAAUGUGUAAAUAAGUUUUAAAAUAAAAUU